UUGGAGGCUUGCCCCCUCUUUCCAAGCACAGUGGAGAAGGAAUGCCAAACCCAGAGAGACAUGGGGGCAAGAAGGAUGCAGGGGGAGGUGGGUCCUUGCAUCAGGAUGCAGUGGCGAGUGGUGGGAGCUCCAACAGCAAAGAGAGGAACCGGCUCUCCAAGCACAAAAGGCACAAGUCCAGGCAUUCCAAAGACUCGCCCUUGGGUUCCCACGAAGCAGCCGCAUCUCUGGGCAGCAUGAUCAAACCGCUUGUGGAGUACGAUGACAUCAGUUCUGAUUCCGAUACCUUCUCGGAUGAAGCAGUUGUCAAGCUGGAACAUCGGGAGAACGAUGAGAAGAAAGGGGCAUCGGAGAGGAGUGACCGGUUACACAGGCAUCGCCAUCACCAGCACAAGCGUGUCCGUGAGCUGAUGAAAAGCAAGCAGGUGGACAAGGAAAAGAGGCCAGAGAGGAACCAAGAGUUUUCGGGCAAGCUGAGUUCCACUAAGGAUAGAGUAUCAGGGACCUCCAAAAGACUCCAUGAAGAGAACGAUGACCACUCCUCAAAGUCAUCCAAGAGCAGUAGCAAGGAGUCCCGCUCAGCCAAAUUGCAUAAGGAGAAGUCCAGGAAAGAGCGGGAAGUGAAAUCUGGGCACAAAGACCGCAGCAAAGGCCACCGGAAAAGGGAUGCCCCUAAGAGCUACAAAUCGGCCGAUAGUCCAAAGCGGAAAUCCAGGAGCCCCCACCGCAAAUGGUCAGACAGUCCAAAGCAAGAUGACAGCGCUUCAGGUGCAUCCUACACCCAAGACUAUGACCUAAGUCCACCACGUUCGCACACAUCUAGUAACUAUGAUUCUUACAAGAAGAGCCCCAGCGGGUCCUCACGGAGGCCAUCAGUUAGCCCACCAUACAAGGAACCUGCUGCGUAUCAGUCUAAUGUACGCUCUCCUAGCCCUUAUGGGAGGCGCCAACGAUCUGUUAGCCCGUACAGCCGGAGACGAUCAUCCAGCUAUGAGAGGGGAAGUGGAUCAUACAGUGGACGGUCCCCCAGUCCAUUCAAUCGAAGGCGUUCCAGUAGUCCUUUUAUCUCCAAGCGGUCGCUGAGCCGGAGUCCUGUGUCCAGGAAACCCGUGAAAUCCCGAAGUAGAAGUCCUGCUUAUUCAAGGCAUUCAUCUCACAGCAAAAAGCAGAGAUCUGGGUCCCGCAGCCGCCAUUCCAGCAUCUCCCCUGCUCGGCUCCCGUUGAACUCUAGUCUGGGUGCUGAGCUGAGCAGGAAGAAAAAGGAGAGGGCGGCUGCAGCAGCAGCAGCUGCAAAAGUUGAUGGGAAGGAGACCAAGGACUCUCCUAGUUUUUUGUCUAGGAAAGAGAACAGCUUGGCUGAAGUUAAAGAGCUGGCAUCGGAGGCCAAGAAGACAAAAACAACGAAGCCUGAAAAGUGCCCUUCUGAUGUGGAGCCAGCAAAUGUGGUACAGCACAAUGCAGAGGCAAAAACUGCUGCUGAUCUUGUAAAAACAAAGGUGGUGGAAAACUCAGAGAGGAAGCCGCCUGCUCCGCCGAAAGACUCGAAAGCAAUGGGAACAAAAGAUGUGAAGCCUGUUAUUGUCAAGGAGGAAGCUGUGACUCCCAUGGAAACAGAGACAGCCGAGAAGGAGGCCCCGCCUUCUUUGCCUUCUGCAAAGUCACUACCUCCCCUGCCAGCAUCAUCGCCCCCUCCCCAGGCUCCGCCUCCCUUGCCCCCUCUGCCUCCAUCGCUGGUGGCUCCCCCUCUGCCCCCUGCCCAGUCACCUGCUGUGCCCACCCCUGCUUCUGCUCCUUCAUCUUUGCCAGCCUCUGCCCACUCCAGGACAUCUCUGACUACUCAGGUCAACUCUCAACCCACUGUGCAGUCCUCCUCGAAAGUGCACAUCUCGGUAACAUCCGCUGUCCCCCACCUGAAGACGUCAACAUUGCCCCCGCUCCCUUUCCCGCCUGUCCUGCCUGGGGAAGAUGACGUGGAGAGUCCAAAGGAGAUUGUUCCUCCAAAACCCGUGAAGAAGGAGAAAGAGCAGAGACCACGGCACUUGCUCAUGGACCUCCCACUCCCCCCAGAGCUUCCUGGUGGAGACCCUUCACCUCCUGAGUCUCCGGAACCAAAGGCAGCCACACCACCUCAGCAACCGUUGAGAAAGAGACCAAAAAUCUGUUGUCCUCGUUAUGGUGAGAGGAGACAGACAGAAAGUGACUGGGGAAAGCGUUGCGUAGACAAAUUUGACAUCAUUGGCAUUAUUGGCGAAGGGACAUAUGGGCAAGUGUACAAAGCCAAGGACAAGGACACAGGUGAGUUGGUGGCUUUGAAGAAAGUGCGGCUAGACAAUGAAAAGGAGGGCUUCCCUAUCACAGCCAUUCGCGAAAUCAAGAUCCUCCGACAGCUGAUCCAUCGUAGCGUUGUCAACAUGAAGGAAAUAGUAACGGAUAAACAAGAUGCACUGGAUUUCAAGAAGGACAAAGGUGCCUUUUACCUUGUGUUUGAAUAUAUGGACCACGACCUCAUGGGAUUGCUAGAAUCUGGAUUAGUGCAUUUCUCUGAGGACCACAUCAAGUCUUUCAUGAAGCAGUUGAUGGAGGGGUUGGACUACUGUCACAAAAAGAACUUUCUGCACCGAGACAUCAAGUGCUCCAACAUCUUAUUAAACAACAGCGGGCAGAUCAAGCUAGCAGACUUUGGACUUGCCCGGCUCUACAGUUCAGAAGAAAGCCGUCCAUACACCAAUAAAGUUAUUACGUUAUGGUAUCGACCACCUGAGUUGCUGCUAGGUGAAGAACGCUACACACCAGCCAUAGAUGUCUGGAGCUGUGGUUGCAUCCUUGGGGAAUUAUUUACCAAGAAGCCUAUUUUUCAGGCCAACCUUGAGUUGUCCCAGCUCGAAUUAAUCAGCCGGCUCUGCGGGAGUCCCUGCCCGGCUGUGUGGCCGGAUGUCAUCAAAUUACCCUAUUUCAACACCAUGAAACCGAAGAAGCAAUACCGUAGGCGCCUGCGGGAAGAGUUUUCCUUCAUCCCUUCUGCUGCUCUCGACCUGCUGGACCACAUGCUGACGCUGGACCCCAGUAAACGGUGCACAGCAGAGCAGGCCUUGCAGAGUGACUUCCUGAAAGAAGUUGAUGUCAGCAAGAUGGAUCCUCCAGACCUCCCUCACUGGCAAGACUGCCAUGAACUGUGGAGCAAGAAACGUCGACGGCAACGGCAGAGUGGGAUUGUGGUAGAAGAGCCGCCUUUAGCAAAGAUUUCCCGGAAGGAGACGGCCUCCACAGUCAGCACAGACACCAUCAAGAAUCACAGCAGUCCAGCGCACCCACCGCCUUCCCAGAUCAAAAGCCACCCAAGUGCCGGAGACUCAUUUGCUGGACUUGGCGACAUCACACAGCAGCUGAACCAGAGUGAGCUGGCUGUCUUGCUGAACUUGUUGCAGAGCCAGACGGACCUCAGCAUCCCGCAGAUGGCCCAGCUGCUCAACAUCCACUCGAACCCGGAGAUGCAGCAACAGCUGGAGGCCCUCAACCAAUCCAUCAACGCUCUGAAUGAAGCCACCACGACCACGCAGCCGGGCUCUCAGAACGCCACGGAAGAGGAAGUGGCCCCCGAGGAGCCGGCCCAGCUACCGGAGGAGCAGGCCACCCCAGAAGCAGCGGGCCCUCAGGGAGACAUGCAGAAUGUACUGGCCAUGUUGCUGAGCCAGCUCCUGAAGAACCAGGAGCCCACAGCCAGCGGCGAGGAGAGCAGUAGCGAAAAGAGCUGUGAGCCGCGGGGGGCGCAGAAAACCCCCACUUUGCCUCAGGAGGAAACCGCAGCCUGUCCUCACAUUCUCCCACCAGAGAAGAGACCCCCCGAGCCUCCUGGACCGCCGCCGCCCCCAAAUCUGGCUGAGGAGAACAUCUCCGACGCAGCUCAGGAGUUGAAUCCAGCUGUCACAGCUGCCCUCCUCCACCUUCUAUCCCAGCAAGAGGCAGGGCCGCCGAGCCACCCAAAGCAUGAACCCCAACCGGCAAGGCCCUCCUCGGAUUACGCCCGGUCACAGCCCUCAGCCAGGACUUACGGCGCUGAUGGGCAAGAGGGCAGCAGCUUUGACGUCGACGAUCGGGAUUCCAGCCAGACGUUGACAGAGACGUCGCCCCAGACUUUGGGGAAAAGUAGGACCUUUCUGGGCUCCGCGAGUCACCUCGGGGAGUCGAGCAGCUACCAGGGUGCAGGAUCUGUUCAGUUCCCCGGGGACCAGGACCUCCGUUUCACUCGAGUCCCCUUAGGGAUACACUCUGCCGUCGGGCAGUCCUUCGUCAAAACUGAGGGGAGCCACAACGCCCUGGCGCACCCAGAGGCCAAAAUCCACAACUACAGUGAGGUGGGAGCGGCAAACGCUAGUUCUAGUGAUGCAGGAACCAGUCACACGUGGGGGAAUCCGGUCCAGUCCGCUGCUUACGGAAAUGCCUUUCGUGGGCCAAGUAGAGUGCCCCCGAGAGGGGGACAGGGAAGAGGGGUACCUUAUUAAAUGACUGGAGGGGGUGGUGUCUUUGGAAA
This is a messenger RNA of Euleptes europaea (tarantolino), 4528 nucleotides long. RefSeq names its product cyclin dependent kinase 12 (gene CDK12). Gene Ontology annotation, biological process: transcription elongation by RNA polymerase II; positive regulation of transcription elongation by RNA polymerase II; protein phosphorylation. Gene Ontology annotation, molecular function: cyclin-dependent protein serine/threonine kinase activity; RNA polymerase II CTD heptapeptide repeat kinase activity; ATP binding. The transcript is spliced from 14 exons. Gene Ontology annotation, cellular component: cyclin/CDK positive transcription elongation factor complex; nucleus. Bases 42 to 4499 code for a protein of 1485 amino acids. Lineage: Eukaryota; Metazoa; Chordata; Lepidosauria; Squamata; Sphaerodactylidae. The record is from RefSeq and is a predicted model, not a curated record.